Molecule: messenger RNA, 803 nt
Organism: Paramecium sonneborni
Lineage: Eukaryota; Ciliophora; Oligohymenophorea; Peniculida; Parameciidae
Source: the annotation of a GenBank genome assembly
AUGGAUAUUCUUAUUUAUUCAUCAACUAUUCACAAUGAUUAUCAAUCUAACUAAUCUAUAAGAAUCUAAAACAAAUUGACUGAUUAACGAUCUAGCAGUUAAUAUUUCAAAAAUAUUAAUGAAAUCAUCUAAGAAUCUUAAAAAACCCAUACCAGAAGAAAAAGUUGUUAUUGUACAGAAUGUGGUUGUUUGGGUAAAUUCUAAUUUGAAAAUAUGAACACUAGAUAGUUUUUUAGAAACUAAAAUAAAAGAAACUCAGACAAUCCAAAAAAUGCUUUAGUAUUAACGCUACCAAGUAUUAACUUCCUCUUAUAUCUAAAGAAUAAGAGAUCUUCUUUCCAAAAAAGAGAACAAUUAAAAAAAAUGAUAAAAAAACAACGAUUAUAGAUACUAAUACUACUGGUGAUAAAAUCGAUGAACAUAAAACAUAAUAUUUCAAUUUCAACAUGCAAUCAAGAUCUUCUCUUCUAUCAAAUAUCAUAGGAAAGAAAGAACCUUAAAUUAAAUAAAUUAAUAAAAUCAGUAGACCUAUAGGUUUGAUUAAAUUAGAGUAAAAAAUAUAAUGUCUUAUUCCAAUCACUUAGAAACAUUUUCAACUUCCAUUUACUUCUUAAUUUGAAUGUACUAGAAUCAAAACUGAAAAUCUAAGUUAUUUUAAUCAACCUCUUAGUCCAAUAAACAGAACUAAUAGUAAAUCUAAUUAUAAAAAUUCACCUUAUUAUUAUACUUAUCGAUCUAAUUUAACACCUAAAAUUAAAUUUAGAACUGAAUAAAAUAAUAUCAAAAAACCCAUCUAAUUAUGA